Molecule: messenger RNA, 604 nt
Organism: Eutrema salsugineum
Lineage: Eukaryota; Viridiplantae; Streptophyta; Magnoliopsida; Brassicales; Brassicaceae
Product: mavicyanin
Exons: 1
Coding region: 53-604 (183 amino acids)
Cellular component (GO): plasma membrane
Molecular function (GO): electron transfer activity
Source: RefSeq, a predicted model, not a curated record
CUCAAACCAGUUUCUCUCUAUUCCAAGAAACAAGAACGACCAAACAUCAAUCAUGGCUUUGAACAAAAGCAAAUCCUUCUUCUUCACUUUUUUGCUGAUUCUUGUGGCACUCUUUGGAGUUACCGUUGGAGGAACCGUUCACAAAGUUGGCGACUCAAAAGGAUGGACCAUGAUGGACGUCGAUUACAAGGCUUGGGCUUCGUCAAGAACUUUUAAAGUCGGAGACUCUUUGGUCUUCAAAUACAACAACGAGUACCACGACGUCACUCAAGUCACUCCCCAUGAUUUCGAGUUGUGCGAUCCGUCUAAACCGCUAACGAGAUACCAAACCGGUUCUGACACGGUCACUCUAACCAAACCGGGAUUCCACCACUUUAUAUGCGGUGUUCCUGGUCACUGCGACAUAGGACAAAAGAUUGACAUCCUCGUCUUACCGGCUUCGUUGGGUUCAGUGGCUGCUCCAGUUCCUGGACCGGUCCAAUCACCAAGCUCCUUAUCGGCUCAUCAUCAGAUGGCUCCAUCGCCUCUCCAAAGCGGUGCCACAAAGUCAGCUUCUUGGAUCGGCUUUAGCUUAUUGGCUUUAAUCUUCGCAUAUUGUUAUUAA